AUGGACAAUAACAAGGAGCUUGGACCUGUAUCGCCGAACGGUGUUGGUACUCUGCCUGUGCCGACAGCCCAGAAUGCGCUUACAACAUCCUUUUCUCUGCCUCCAACCACUUCCUAUUAUACCUCGCUACCGUCCAAUGUCUUAGCCUACAUAACCGCCCGAAAUUCCAAAGCCCGUGCUGAAGCCCGCUCGCAACUAUCACCCGAAGUUAUCUGGACGCUCCAUCUUGGUUUUGCAGGAGCACUUGGAGGAUUUAUGACCGGCUUUUAUCUUGGUGGACGACAGAGAUCAUAUCAAUUCCUGGCGGAGAAUGCUCACCGAAUGCCCAAAACCGUGGCAGGAUGGUAUUACUAUCACAAGUACAAGAAUUAUGAGAUUGCCCAUUUUGGCUUCAAAUCUGGGUUCAAAUAUGCUGGUCGGUUUGGGGCGAUAUCCGCUGGAUUUGGAGCAUCAGAAGCCCUUUUGGAGGCGCUGACGGGGAGGGAAAGCUGGGUCAACACCGUUGGAGCGGGUCUUGCGGCCUCCAUAGCAUUCUCGGCUGCAAGUCGGCUAACAUAUCAAUACGCCAAGUACGCCGUGCUAUUUGGGCUGUGCUCAUCUUUUGCGGUUGGCAUGCUGGAAGACACGUAUGCAUAUCUUUAUGGUCGAUCGGUCAAGUAUGAUCGCCAUGAAACGGUACGGAAGGGUUGGGUCCUUUCGCCCGCGAUUAAAAUGGCGCACCGUAGUGCUUGCUCUGGCCUCCUCCUCAUCGACAAAGCAUUUCAAGAGACAAAACGUCAACUCAUGCUCGUACGAAGAAAUGAUGAAAAAGGCGUUCCAAAUGUAAAGAAAAAAGGCGAGCAACAAAGAAAAAGUAGGCAGUAUUUAUACCCCCCGCAAGUGGCGCAGGUCAUUCCUGCGCCAUGGCAACGCGUUUCGACUGAAUUUUGUUUUCGAACCAGCCCGCCAGUGAACAGGCGACAAGGUAACUGGGCUCGCUUCUUCUUGCUUCCCACACUCUACAACUGCAAUAUCUUCCCAUCCACCGAGAAGGUCGCAGCAAAGAUGCCCAAGCAGAUAAAGGAGAUCAAGGACUUCCUUAUGACCGCCAGGCGUAAGGAUGCCAAGUCCGUUAAGAUUAAGAAGAACGCCAACCAGGUCAAGUUCAAGGUGCGCUGCUCAAAGUACCUGUACACGCUCGUCGUCGCUGAUGCGGAGAAGGCCGAGAAGUUGAAGCAGUCCUUGCCCCCGGGUUUGGAGGUUAAGAACAUUUAAAUGUUUAGAUAGCCCGUUUCCCGACUUCAAUAAAUACUUCUUGUGCCGCUUAUAUUGUGGUUCACCUGGAUACAUUUCUGCUGUUUAAAACUGGAAGGAGUAAAAUGCGACAAUCUGGACAAGAGCACUAUGCCGUAUUCAUCAGAGUAGAGUCAAGGGAUUUGUUGGCCUACUUUAUACAAUUACACCGGGAUAUACCAUCGCCAUA
This is a messenger RNA of Spizellomyces punctatus DAOM BR117, 1462 nucleotides long. RefSeq names its product 60S ribosomal protein L38. The transcript is spliced from 6 exons. The record is from RefSeq and is a predicted model, not a curated record. The coding region runs from base 1 to 1254 and encodes 417 amino acids. Gene Ontology annotation, molecular function: structural constituent of ribosome. Lineage: Eukaryota; Fungi; Chytridiomycota; Chytridiomycetes; Spizellomycetales; Spizellomycetaceae. Gene Ontology annotation, cellular component: ribosome; cytosolic large ribosomal subunit. Gene Ontology annotation, biological process: translation; protein-RNA complex assembly.